Molecule: messenger RNA, 987 nt
Organism: Glarea lozoyensis ATCC 20868
Lineage: Eukaryota; Fungi; Ascomycota; Leotiomycetes; Helotiales; Helotiaceae
Exons: 2
Coding region: 1-987 (328 amino acids)
Source: RefSeq, a predicted model, not a curated record
AUGCCUACUCGCAAGCCUCUCGCGCCUAAGCUAGGCACUAAGAGAAGACGAAACGACGAGAACGAUGAUGACACAGGAGAUGCAUUGCUCCUCCCUCCACUAGCACCACCCAUCGAUCCCCGCGCCCGGGCAGAACGCCUAGUAAAAGCAGAGAUGGACAAAUGGAUUGUGGCGCUUGACACCAACAACAUAUUGUUGGGACCGUUGGGCGGAGAUGGAACGCAAUUGAAGAUGCCUAUCUGGCAUCCAGAUGGUCGAGUGCUUACAUGGAGCAAGCUGGCGGAAGAGCUUCUGUAUUCCUGCGUCCCAGUUCUUGAUACUCGAUUCUACAAGUACAAUGGAAUAUAUACGUUGCUGACAGCAAAGAAGAUGGCGAGUAAAAUCGCCGAAUGCAACGCGCCGCAAGGCCCAGAAAAUUGCUGGAUGUUGCCUGGUCGCGCUACCGAUACGGCGGGCUAUGUGAUCAAGAAGGUUAACUCGCAUGGCGAGGGUAACAAGUGGGGAGUCCAUCGGCAAGUCACUACGAUCCCCAGGAGCGACAGAAGAGCUAACAGAUAUAGGAUCCUAUACUAUCUCAAAAAUCCCAUGGAUAUAGGUCGGGCCCAUGGCCUAGAAAUCGCUCACCGGUGCCGAGCAGGCAGAUUCAACCACGCCGCAGGUGUUAGCAUCGCGUGUGUUAACCCCAACCAUCUACUCCUCACCACCCACGCCAUCAACCUCUUCACAAUCAAUGUGCCAAUGGGUGUGCGCAAUUGUGCCCGCACCAGCCAAAGUGUUUGUGGGUGGAUGCGUUUGGGAAGAGGUUGUUGUGCCGGGAUAUGGUUCGUCUCCCAGCUGUUUGUACCUCCGGAAGAGGAUGUUGGUGACCGAAUUCUGUUGCCUCGACUACUAUUAUACGUUGCGUUUGCUCUGGUUUUGAAAAGUGUGAAUAACUGCUUGCUGGGCUUGCCUAUGGCCUAUUUUUACCCGUUGGGCGGUGCACAUUAG